This is a messenger RNA of Mercurialis annua (annual mercury), 1338 nucleotides long. RefSeq names its product anaphase-promoting complex subunit 11. Gene Ontology annotation, cellular component: nucleus; anaphase-promoting complex. The coding region runs from base 878 to 1153 and encodes 91 amino acids. The record is from RefSeq and is a predicted model, not a curated record. Gene Ontology annotation, molecular function: cullin family protein binding; zinc ion binding; ubiquitin protein ligase activity. NCBI's taxonomy places the organism in Eukaryota, Viridiplantae, Streptophyta, Magnoliopsida, Malpighiales, Euphorbiaceae. The transcript is spliced from 7 exons. Gene Ontology annotation, biological process: anaphase-promoting complex-dependent catabolic process; positive regulation of mitotic metaphase/anaphase transition; protein ubiquitination.
GGGACCCAAAGUCGAACAAAAUAAAGGUACUCUUUUGCUGUUCUUUCAUAAAUCGAAAAUCAUAUUUUGGUGGGUAUUUUUGCCUCUCUUCAGCUUUAAUUCCGUCCUUCAUUACUCGUCAUCAAAGUUAUUUCAGUUUUCACCCUCAGAAAAAGGCAAAACAAAGGCGACUCUUUGGGCUGCAACUAAGUUCCAAUUACCAACAAGUGCUCCAAUAGCUCAAGUUCCUAAUAGCUAUAGGUUGUUUUAGUACGUUAGAUGCUGGCCGGUAGAAGGUCGUUGUGCUUUGAAGAGAAAACGAUGGAUUUCUUAUGUCUUUGAGUAGGUUAGUCUUUUUCCGACUAUGAUGGUUCGUUUUCUGCAAUUUCGGGACAUAAUACUCGGCUGGCCAAGUAUUGAGCCUUGUCUUGCCAUCCUCUGCAGAAUUUUGAAGGUGAACAAUAACAGAGAUUGGAACUUUUAGUCUCUGUAGUCAUUAGUGCUUAUGAUCACGAGAAGAAAUAAACAAUUAUGGGAAUUUUUGGAUGUUAGCAUGGAAUGAUAAGCUAAUAUGCCUCCUCCUCUGGUCGAUGUUUUUAUUGUUGCUUCUUGCACAUUGUCAAGUCUGAAUCAGAGCAGCAGCCAUAGUAGUUUCAAGAAUGUUGCACUAGAAAAUAGCGCGGAAGCUUUGACGCAGAUCGUGUAGUCUUGAGGUCCACAGCUUGAGAAUUCCUUGGCUUCGGCAUCUACCUAGUUUGUCCGACUAUUAAUAAUUAGUACUAGUCAACUUGCUAGCUCCACGUGUGGACUGGAAGCAGAAAAACUGAAUGAAAUCUACCACACACGGAAGAAUUCUUCAAAUAAUGAAAGCUGAAGGAGAGCAGGCGUAGCGUAUGCGAUGAAAGUCAAGCUGCUCCAUUUGUCCAAAGAGUGGCAUGCGAUUGCUACAUGGACUUGGGAUGCGCAGGAUGAAACAUGUGGGAUCUGUAGGAUGGCCUUUGACGGUUGUUGUCCUGAUUGUAAACUUCCGGGGGAUGAUUGCCCACUUAUUUGGGGAGUAUGCAAUCAUGCAUUCCAUCUACAUUGCAUCUUAAAGUGGGUGAAUUCACAAACUUCUCAAGCACAUUGUCCGAUGUGCCGCCGCGAAUGGCAGUUUAAAGGCGAAGCAAAUUAACUACAUUUUGAUGGAUCUUCUUCAACCUUUUUAUUUCUGGUGUCUUAACUCUAUCUCUCUUUAUUUGCAACUGGGUCCCUAUACUUCAUUUUCAUAUAGUUUGGCCCUCCAAUAUUGCAUGUUUAUAGAUGGGAGCUCCUAACUAAAAAACCAUAAGAGCAUUUCGUAGUUUAUAAUUUUCUCUA